Messenger RNA from Centropristis striata (black sea bass), 1056 nucleotides. RefSeq lists its product as uncharacterized. The record is from RefSeq and is a predicted model, not a curated record. The transcript has 2 exons. Lineage: Eukaryota; Metazoa; Chordata; Actinopteri; Perciformes; Serranidae. Bases 1 to 1056 code for a protein of 351 amino acids.
AUGCGGAGGGCUGAAAUCUACUCGCACUAUUAUUUCUUAGUGGUUGGAAAGUUGGCGGUGAAAAAUUACAGUACAACUGUAGCGUUCACAAGAGAACCAGAACCACCGGAGUACGACCGGAGCGUUCACAAGAGACCAGAUGAACAAGAACCACCGGAACCACCAGAGAACGACCGGAGCGUUCACAAGAGACCAGACGAACCAGAACCACCAGAGAACGACCGGAGCGUUCACAAGAGACCAGACGAACCAGAACCACUGGAGUACGACCGAAGCAUUCACAAGAGGCCAGACGAACCAGAACCACCAGAGAACGACCGGAGCGUUCACAAGAGACCAGACGAACCAGAACCACCGGAACCACCGGAGUAUGACCGGAGCGUUUACAAGGGACCAGACGAACCAGAACCACUGGAGUACGACCGGAGUGUUCACAAGAGACCAGACGAACCAGAACCACCGGAACCACUGGAGUACGACCGGAGUGUUCACAAGAGACCAGACGAACCAGAACCACUGGAGUACGACCGGAGUGUUCACAAGAGACCAGACGAACCAGAACCACCGGAACCACUGGAGUACGACCGGAGCGUUCACAAGACACCAGACGAACCAGAACCACCGGAACCACUGGAGUACGACCGGAUCGUUCACAAGAGACCAGACGAACCAGAACAACUGGAGUACGACCGGAGCGUUCACAAGAGACCAGACGAACCAGAACCACCAGAGAACGACCGGAGCGUUCACAAGAGACCAGACGAACCAGAACCACCGGAACCACUGGAGUACGACCGGAGCGUUUUCAAGAGACCAGACGAACCAGAACCACCAGAGUACGACCGGAGCGUUCACAAGAGACCAGACGAACCAGAACCACCGGAGUACAACCGGAGCGUUCACAAGAGACCAGACGAACCAGAACCACCGGAACCACCGGAGUUCGACCGGCGCAUUCACAAGAGACCAGACACACCGGAACCACCAGAGAAAGACCGGAUCGUUCACAGGAGACCAGACGAACCGGAACCACCAGAACCACCAGAGUUCCACUGA